This is a messenger RNA of Prunus armeniaca (apricot), 2034 nucleotides long. NCBI's taxonomy places the organism in Eukaryota, Viridiplantae, Streptophyta, Magnoliopsida, Rosales, Rosaceae. The record is from the annotation of a GenBank genome assembly.
AUGCUGAGAAGCAUUCGGUCGCGACGGCCCCACCGAACCCGUUACGGUGUUUACAUCUGCGCCGUCAUCUCUGCCCUCCUCCUCCUCCUCUCCGUCUCUCUCCUCUACACUCGCCUCUCCCACUCCGAAUCUCACCACUUCCACUACCGCCACCAGAACCCCAAUGCUCAAUACGGCGACGUUUCUCUCACCAACCCCCUCAUCUCUGACGAGCUGAACGACGGCGUUUCCAUCGCCACUGAGGACAAGAUCGACGAGCUCGAUGACGUCGUAGAAGAGACACCUAAAGACGAGGAAGUGGAGGACGAGGAGGAUCCGCAAUCCGACAUUUCUCAGUCGAAGGUUUCUGGGUAUGUAUUUGAUCAUGUAACUGGGGUUAUUAGGAGGGGUUUCAAUAAGCGUAAAAUUGAGGAUUGGGACGAGGAUUACAAUGGGUUUACUGCGGGACUGGGUGCACUGGAUAAGAGUAAGGUCGCGUUUGGAUCUGAUGAUGUGCCUGUGGAUAUGGAGGUGCGGAGGAGGAUGAGUGAGGUUGCGAGCAUUGAGGACGCGCUUUUGUUGAAGGUGGGAAGGAAGGUUUCGCCGUUGAGAGAAGGCUGGGGAGAGUGGUUUGAUAAAAAAGGCGACUUUUUGAGGAGGGAUAGGAUGUUUAAGUCCAAUCUGGAGAUGUUGAACCCUUUGCACAAUCCAAUGCUGCAAGACCCUGAUGCGGUUGGCGUUACUGGGUUGACUAGGGGUGAUAAGGUGUUGCAGAAAUGGUGGUUGAAUCACUUUAAGAAGGUCCCAUUUACCGGGAAGAAGCAGUUGGGAAUUUCAGGGAGGGCCCGAGUUUAUGAAAAUGGCGGUGAGGGUGGGAAAAAGGGGAGUAGUAGUGGAGAUGGUGUUGUGAAUGUAAGUGGAAUAGGUGUAGGAACAGAGCUUGAUGAAAAUGAGAAUGAUAGGAAGGCCGGUAAGGAUUUGAAUUCUGGUGCAAAUGGAAAAUCUAACACAGAUAGAAAUUUAUCCUAUAUGAGUAAUGCGACUGAUAAGGAGAUUGGGAACACUGUUGAACAAAUUAGUGAUUCUGAUCAAGUGGGUGGCUUCAAGGAUGAGUUUUCAGGUGUUAUAUAUGCAGAUGGCAAGAGAUGGGGUUACUAUCCCGGUUUGAGACCCUUUUUAUCAUUCUCGGAUUUUGUAGAUACAUUUUUCAGGAAGGGGAAAUGUAAUAUGAGGGUGUUUAUGGUGUGGAAUUCUCCGCCUUGGAUGUAUAGUGUUCGACAGCAGCGGGGACUUGAGAGUUUACUCUCCCAUCAUCGAGAUGCCUGUGUUCUAGUGUUGUCUGAGACGAUUGAGCUUGAUUUCUUUAAAGAUAACUUUGUAAAGGACGGUUACAAAGUUGCUGUUGCAAUGCCAAACCUUGAUGAAUUACUAAAGGAUACUCCGACCCACGUAUUUGCUUCUGCCUGGUUUGAAUGGAGAAAGACAAAGUAUUAUGCUACUCAUUACAGUGAGCUUGUCCGCCUUGCUGCUCUCUACAAAUAUGGCGGAAUAUAUCUUGAUUCUGAUAUCAUAGUCCUGAAGCCAUUAUCUUCACUUCGCAAUUCUGUUGGUAAAGAGGAUCAACUUGCUGCAAGUUCUUUGAAUGGUGCUGUUAUGGCAUUUGAGAGGAACAGUCCCUUCAUAAUGGAGUGCUUGAAAGAGUUUUAUAUGACAUAUGAUGAUACUCGUUUGAGAUGGAAUGGGGCUGAUCUGUUGUCAAGAGUUGCAAGAAGGUUUUUGGGCGUUCGUAAUAAAUCAGUUAGACAGCUGCAGUUGAAAGUGCAAUCUUCUUUCAUCUUUUUCCCAAUUACUCCUCAGAAUAUCUCAAGAUAUUUCACUGCACCGACAACAGAGACUGAAAAAGCUGAACAAGAUGCUCUGUUCAGAAAGAUUCUAAAUGAAUCGUUGACAUUCCAUUUUUGGAACAGCUUGACAUCUUCUCUCAUUCCAGAGCCAGAGAGCCUUGCUACCAGGCUUAUUGACCAUCCUUGUAUCCGAUGCACUGAUGUUUUAUGA